Tribolium castaneum (red flour beetle) is the source of this 2008-nucleotide messenger RNA. RefSeq lists its product as uncharacterized. The record is from RefSeq and is a predicted model, not a curated record. Lineage: Eukaryota; Metazoa; Arthropoda; Insecta; Coleoptera; Tenebrionidae. Bases 1 to 1716 code for a protein of 571 amino acids. Gene Ontology annotation, cellular component: mediator complex. The transcript has 3 exons.
AUGCGUUUAUUAUCAAGAUCUGCAUCGUUACUAUCAAAUUAUGUCGUGAAAGUAACCAAUCACCAGUUAAGAAAUUUCGCAAAAGCCCUGAGUAAGGAACCAAUGGCCCUGAACCAAGAGACUCUCACAGGUAGACUUUUAUUAUAUUUAAAUAUUGAUAAAGAACAAAGUACAAAUCCGAUAAUUCCUGCAACAAAAACCUUCAAAAACAUACGUCAGAAUGUAAAUCAUUUGUACAAGUUAAGCACGCAAGAAAUCAUGGAUAUUACGGGCAGCUUAACGACUCAGAAUAUCCAAGGAACUGAGCUCGCUUCAAUACUGAAAGAACUCGAUGUCGAAUAUACCUUAAGACUGCCAGAGUUAUCAAUUAGAGAUAUUUUACAGUUGCUAAACGUGUACAUGUCUGUGGCCCAAAAUCAAAUCACCGAAUACAAGUUUUACAAUAAAGCAUUGAACGCCUUAAAUGAUUCACUUCCUACUUUAGAUAAGAAAGAGUUGCUACAGUUCAUUUUCUACUUGGGUGUUAGGAAGAAAUGUCUCGAGUCGCAAACAAUGCUGCGCCAGUGCCAGAAAACUAUGACCAACGAAUUUAUCGAUAGUCUAACAAGCGAGGAAUUAUGCAUCAUUUGCAUCUCAACAUUCAAAACUAGCACUAAAAUCAUCAACAAAGCACUACUCGAGAAAGUGAAGAAAUACAUUGAUGGCAACUUAUCUGUGUUACACGACUUUCCAUUAUUUGUAACUUUAGUUAAAACUUUGCGGCAUAAUCGCUGCCAAGACGAUAAUUUGCUCAACACGAUUUCCUACACCAUUAUUUUUAAUAAAACAUAUCCCUUGUACACCUUCCCAACGAUAUGCCACAUUAUGGCCCUCUUUGCCGAUUAUUUCUACUACGACAAAAAUUUGUUUAAAAUAAUCACGCAGCAGGGUUUGGAGCAGCUCAAUGAUUGUAAAUUUGUCUCGAGAAAUGUUUACUUAGCGCACCAAUUGCGGGCUAAGGAUAUUAAGCGCUUCCUGUGGGUGCUGAGCAUGUUUAGUGAUUUGAAACUCGUAAAUCGGAGCGUUUUGAAAACUCUGUUUAUUCCGAAAAUUAUCGAACGAAUCGAUGGGGGAGAAAUAAACAGGGAUGUCGCCUCUUUGGUCGACAUCACGCUGUAUUUGUGGAUGCUCAACUGCCAUCCGCAUGAACUAGUGCCUUAUGUAUUCACUAAAGAAAAUGUCCAGGUGUUGCGAAGGGAUUCCAAAAAUCAUUUAAGACUGAAUUUAUUAUUGUAUGCAAUUUUAAUCGAGGAUCCUGCGUUAGCUAAGACGUUACCGAUCAAGCCGUCAAUGGUACGAGAAAAUGAUUAUUCGAGUGUUUUUCAAUUACGCAAAAGACCGUUGUUUGAAAGGCUGUUGAAAAACUUGGAUAAGAUUAAAAAGGAUCUAAACAUCAGUAAAUUCGAAUUGUCGUAUGAAAUUCCACACAUUAAUAUUGUGGGGAUCACGGGAUACAGGAGUGGAGGAACCAAGGCUGUGUAUAUCGAAGUUUUAGAUGGGUACACUCAAAUAAGAAACGUCGAAUUUGAUGUUCCUGUAGGUUUAAUGGCCCUGAAGCUAAGACUGUUGGACCAGUUUGAGGAGGGUGUUUUAGUGGUUUCGCAGAGAGAAACGGACGACAUGACGGAUUCCGAAUUAAUAAAUUUUUUAUUGGAUGAGAUUAAAUUGAUCUGUUGACGUUUAGUUAACAAUUUAUUUUACAAGGGUUUUCAUAAUUUUUAUUUAGUUAGCUUCAAUUUUAUUUAGUUAAAUGUAUUACAACCAUAAAGCUAGUCUUGCAAGUAUUUCCGGAUGUUGCGGUUUUAAUUUAAUUUAUAAUAUUUUAUCUGAGAGUGUGGUUACCAAAUAGAUCAAGCGACCUGUGACUGAAAUUAAAUUGGCAACACCACAAUUUGAUUGUUGUGUUGCCAACUUAUCGCAGGUCACUUUGACCAAUAAUUGAAACAAUAAAACAGUUGUUAAAUUGUUA